AUGGAACAAAUCGAUCUUUCAACACAUGGCAAGGAUAUCCAGAAGUCGUACGAGACUGUUGUGAGAGGUGAGGGUGAAUUCACCUGGGUUAUUUAUGGUCCAGAUAGCUCAAAAGCCUACCAGGUUGCAGAGACCGGUGAUGACUUUGACGAAUUUCUUCAAUCUUUUGAUGAGUCUCAGAUUCAAUUCGGUUUGGCAAGAAUCAAUCCGCCAAACUCGGACGUUUAUAAGAACCUGCUCAUUGGAUGGUGUCCUGAUUCUGCGCCAUUGAAAUCGAGAUCUUCCUUUGCUCAAAACUUUGCUGAAGUGUCCAGACUCUUGAAAGGUUACCAUGUUCAGGUUACCGCUAGAGAUUCGGACGAUUUGGAUAAGGACGACUUGCUCUCUAGAUUGAGUGCCGCUGCUGGUGCCCGUUACUCCAUUCAGGCCAGUAGAUCCAAUGCUUCUUCUAGUGGCUCUUCCAGUAAGCCAGCUCCAAAACCCUUUGUCCCAAAGCCGGCUUCUUCGUUCACUCCAAAGCCAACCCCGGUUUCGAAGCCAGCUGCAGUUGAGCCACCUGUAAAGAAAGAACCAGAGAUCAUCAAGCCGGCAGUUGCUAAGAAGUACACUGCUCAAGCCGACGAGGAUGAAUGGGAUGAACCAGAAAUUAAGGAAAGGGAUUUGACAAAGGAGCCAUUGAAACCAAAUGUUUCCUCCUGGAAGCCAAUUGGUAAAGUCAACUUACAAGACGUUAUCAGGGAGGAACAGUCUAGACCUGAUCCUAGACUUGAAGUGGAGCAACUGAAGCAAAAGGAUAAACUCAAGAGAGAUCAGGAGCUUGACGAUUACUUGAAAACCAAGACAGCCUCCGGAUCAGCAAAGGUUCCAUUGCCAUCCUCUGGUAUCAACAAAUCUGCUAUAAGUGGAGGUAUCUCCAAGGACUUUGGUUCCGAUAACGGUAAAACACCUGCUCAACUGUGGGCCGAGAGAAAGCAGAAAGCCGCCGGGGGUGCUGUUCCAGCACCAAAGGUUUCUGAGCCUGUAAAGGCACAGGUAGAUGAGGAUGAAGAGCCAUCUGUUUCUGAUUUGAAGAGCAGAUUCGAUCAUUUGGCUGUACAAGCUCAAGAGGAGGAAAGGGAAGAAAAGGUCUUGCCAAAGAGAAGUUCUGCUCCCGCUCCAGUUCCAGUUCCGGUUGCUCAGCCAGAGGAGGAGGAAGAGGAGGAGGAAGAGGAGCCUGUGAGAGCAUCCAUCCCACCACCUCCACCAGCCCGUGCUGUUGAGGAGGAGGAAGAAGAACCUCAACCUGAGAUCCAGGAAGAGGAACCAGAGGAACCAGAGGAACCAGAGGAACCAGAAGAACCAGAAGAGGAGGAGCCAGUCGGUGAGUCAAUUGUUGCCAUUGCUGAAUAUGACUAUGAUGCCUCCGAGGACAACGAAUUGACCUUUGCUGAAGGUCAAAAGAUCAUCAACAUCCAGAAAAUCGACGAAGACUGGUGGUUAGGUGAAUUGGAAGAUGGACAAAAAGGUCUUUUCCCAUCCAACUAUGUUUCCCUCCAAUGA
Messenger RNA from Williopsis jadinii, 1539 nucleotides. RefSeq names its product Abp1p (gene ABP1). Gene Ontology annotation, biological process: regulation of actin filament polymerization. Bases 1 to 1539 code for a protein of 512 amino acids. The record is from RefSeq and is a predicted model, not a curated record. Gene Ontology annotation, molecular function: actin filament binding. Lineage: Eukaryota; Fungi; Ascomycota; Saccharomycetes; Phaffomycetales; Wickerhamomycetaceae. The transcript has a single exon. Gene Ontology annotation, cellular component: cortical actin cytoskeleton; plasma membrane; actin filament.